Messenger RNA from Saccostrea cuccullata (small rock oyster), 678 nucleotides. RefSeq lists its product as uncharacterized. The coding region runs from base 1 to 678 and encodes 225 amino acids. The record is from RefSeq and is a predicted model, not a curated record. The transcript has 4 exons. Lineage: Eukaryota; Metazoa; Mollusca; Bivalvia; Ostreida; Ostreidae.
AUGGCUCGACAAAUAGCUUUUCUGUAUGUGCUUAUAUCAUUUGUCUCAUGGAGAGGUCUAACGUAUACAAAUGGAACUCCAAUUCAAACGACUUUAACAUCUUCAAAACCUACAAUUUUAAUGGAAACAACAGUGACAACAACAGAACUAAUGGUCACCGCUAAUAUUUCCAGAUGCCCCCUAAUCAUUGUCACUCCUGGAUUUAUCUCGGAAUAUUUCGGUUCUUCCGCCUCUUUUACAGGCAUUGUAGAGUCAUACUCUGAUCGGGCUCUGCAGUCCAAGUGGCUUAAAAUAAACUCCGAUGUCACCGAAAUCGUUGAUAUAACCAGGAUUAAAUACCUUGGUAGUACAUCUUAUCCGUAUCCCAAACUUUCGAUCAAUGAUGUAAAUUUCCACGACGACGUAGACUAUCAACUUCAAGUUCAAAUUGCGGAAGGAUUUUGUUAUAGUAAUAUAGUCAAUCUAGAAGUUAAAGGAAUACUGACGUUUUUUGAUCAAUGCAAUAUGACAAAGGAAUGCAAUCGAAGUAAGGAAUUGUUUUGCUCUUCAGCGUACAAUUCAUGUAUGUGCAGGAGUGCUUUUUACCACAGAAAUCGCACAUGUUUUUCAAAGCAAUAUAUAGAAGAUCAGAGAUUACUACAACUACAAUCACGACCUGGUGGAAUCCUCCUACUGUAG